AUGAUUGAAAUAAUCUGUAAUGAUCGUCUUGGAAAAAAAGUUCGUGUUAAGUGUAAUGAAGAUGAUACAGUCGGUGAUCUCAAAAAAUUAAUUGCAGCACAAACUGGCACUAACUGGCAGAAAAUUGUUUUAAAGAAAUGGUAUACUGUUUUUAAAGAUCACAUUACAUUAAGUGAUUAUGAGAUUCAUAAUGGGAUGUCACUUGAGCUCUACUAUAGUUAA
Pneumocystis jirovecii RU7 is the source of this 222-nucleotide messenger RNA. RefSeq names its product ubiquitin-like protein 5. Gene Ontology annotation, molecular function: protein tag activity; protein binding. Gene Ontology annotation, cellular component: nucleus; cytoplasm. Lineage: Eukaryota; Fungi; Ascomycota; Pneumocystomycetes; Pneumocystales; Pneumocystaceae. Bases 1 to 222 code for a protein of 73 amino acids. The transcript has 4 exons. Gene Ontology annotation, biological process: mRNA splicing, via spliceosome; protein modification process. The record is from RefSeq and is a predicted model, not a curated record.